AUGAAUUCAUCGAAGGCUGAAGCUGAAAAUAUUGAACCAUCAGCUGGUAAAGAAAUGCUUGAUAAAUAUUGGGCUGAAGUUAAACAUGAAAUAGAUGACAUUAAUAUUGUUGAAUUUCGUACAACUGAUCUUCCUUUAGCUCGUAUAAAAAAGAUUAUGAAAUUAGAUGAUGAUGUUAAAAUGAUCAGUGCUGAAGUACCAAUACUUUUUGCCAAAGCAGCUGAAUUAUUUAUUCAAGAAUUAACCAUUCAUUCAUGGUUACAAACAGAAGAAAGUCGACGUCGUACAUUACAGCGAAAUGAUGUUGCUCAAGCUAUUUCAAAAAAUGAACUUUUCGAUUUUCUUAUUGAUAUUGUUCCACGAGAAGAAGCAACAAAAACACAUAAGAAAAAGGAUGCUGUUAGUGAAGUACAAUAUAUUGUUACACUACCAACAUCAAGUGGCAUGGGAAAUACAAUUCAAUUACCAAAUGGUCAAAUUAUUCAAUUACCUCAAAAUUUAUCAUCAAAUAUUGUUACUAUGGCGAGUCCACAAGGUACUCAACAACAAUAUACGAUUGGACCUUGA
Molecule: messenger RNA, 567 nt
Organism: Adineta steineri
Lineage: Eukaryota; Metazoa; Rotifera; Eurotatoria; Adinetida; Adinetidae
Source: the annotation of a GenBank genome assembly